AUGGGUAGAUGGAACUCCACCAGUAUGCCUGGCUUCAUCCUCAUGAGGCUGACGGACUCUGCAGAGACACAGCUGGUCCUCUCCUUGCUCCUCCUCCUGAUUUACCUGAUCACAGGGCUGGGGAACUUGGGGAUGAUAUUGAUCAUCCGCCUUGAUCCCCAGCUGCACACCCCCAUGUACUUUUUCCUCACUCACCUGUCAUUUCUCGACCUCAGCUACUCAACUGUCAUCACCCCUAAAACCUUACAGAACUUACUGACUUCCACCAAGAGCACCUCCUUCCUGGGCUGUUUCACUCAGUUGUACUUUUUUAUAGUCUUUGUGGCUGCUGAGUGUUUUCUUCUCUCCUGGAUGGCCUAUGAUCGCUAUGUAGCUAUCUGCCGACCUCUGCACUAUCCAGCCAUUAUGUCCACAAGACUAUGCUGUGCCCUGCUUGCUGUUUCCUAUGCUACUGGCUUUGUGGAUUCCACUGUUAAUGUGUUUUAUAUAAGCAGAUUGGACUUCUGUGACUCUAAUGUCAUCCAGCACUUCUUCUGCGACACUUCCCCCAUUUUAGCCCUGUCCUGCAGUGACACAUACAAGGUUGAAAUCAUUAUAUUCAUUUGUGCUGGAUCCAAUUUAGUGUUUUCCCUCAUCACUAUACCUGGGUCCUAUCUGUCCAUCCUCUCCACUAUCCUGAAAAUUGAUUCCACUGCUGGAAAGAAGAAAGCCUUCUCCACCUGUGCCUCCCACCUCCUGGGAGUCACCAUCUUCUACAGCACUAUGAUCUUUACUUACCUAAAACCGAAGACGUCCUACUCCUUGGGAAAGGAUCAGGUAGCUUCUGUGUUUUACACGAUUUUUAUCCCCAUGCUAAAUCCUCUCAUUUACAGUCUCAGAGACAAACAGGUCAAAAAGGCUGUUGUUAGAAUCAUGCAGAAGAAAGCAGGUUCUAGACAAUGA
This is a messenger RNA of Fukomys damarensis (Damara mole-rat), 942 nucleotides long. Its product is annotated as olfactory receptor 8H1. Bases 1 to 942 code for a protein of 313 amino acids. Gene Ontology annotation, biological process: G protein-coupled receptor signaling pathway; sensory perception of smell. Gene Ontology annotation, molecular function: G protein-coupled receptor activity; olfactory receptor activity; odorant binding. Gene Ontology annotation, cellular component: membrane. The transcript has a single exon. NCBI's taxonomy places the organism in Eukaryota, Metazoa, Chordata, Mammalia, Rodentia, Bathyergidae. The record is from RefSeq and is a predicted model, not a curated record.